AACUGUGUACUUAAAAAGUAGUUAUUCGAUAUCAAACGUUCAAUAUAUUUACCAACAUAACAGUCACAACAAGCACGGUGUGCAUUAGUGUAUAAACCUGCUAGUCAUAGGUUCCAAUUGUUAGCAUGAAUCUGAAGAAUAACAUAGAAAAUGGUUCAAUGCAGAGUGAUGUCUAUUUAACAAAUCAACAAAGGGAGUUUUACAAAUAUAAUGGUUACCUUCUCAUCCGCAAUUUAGUAGAUACUGGGCUCUUAGAUGAUUGCAUGCAGCGUUUUCGCGAUAUUUGCAAUGACAAAGUGGACAGCAGAUACAUGCUAAAAAUGGAGAACAUUUUUUUAAAAACGAAACAUAGGCGAGGCGAGUUUUUGAUAAACAAGAUACAAGACUUUAAUUACGACGAUGUACUUUUUCAAUAUGCGAGCUACAAAGCAAUUUUGAACAUCGUGGAAGGUAUCCUGGGUGCAACAAACGUGACAUGUUUCCACUCAAUGGUCGUCAGCAAACCGCCAAACACUGAAGUAGACUCCUCCAACUAUUCGGAUAUAUUCGUCUGCCCCAUUCGACCUAUCAAUUCCACUGUUGGAGUUUGGACCGCUAUGGAAAAGUCUAACCAGAAGAAUGGUUGCCUAUACGUAGUGCCUGGAUCUCAUAAAACACCAAACUCAUUCAAUAGUGUGGAAGGCUUUGAGAACCUUUACACUCUUAAAUUGGCACUGGAAAAGGGCGAUACGGUAUUUUUUCAUCCUUCACUGGUUCAUGGAUCCAGACCAAAUCUUACCGAUGGAUUUUGCAAGUCGAUUUCCGCUCAUUACGCGGAUAGCAACUGUCAUUUUGUCAACGUGGGUGAUGAUAUCGAAAACGAGAUAAGGCGCAUACUCAAACACAAUGGUUUUCCCUCGGUGUCAUUUAAGGUGUUUUGCCAGUUCAAAAGUCGUAUUGUUCACGGUGAACCAGGAAAUUUUCAACGUCUUGAUGGAAACUUAUAAUUAGGAUUGGUGAUAAGAAGGUAACUAAAACAAGAGUUCGAGUUUUUGAUUUUUGCCUUUUUGGAGAUUAUUUUAGAAAUAGUUUUAUUGUGUGACUAGGAUUGUAACCAGUUAUCAUUGUUGGACAACAACUGAAAAAAAGACAUCAAGCACAGUUUGAACAGAACUACUUUAUUAAAUUAAUUCGAUCUAUGGUACCAAUAAACACAUUUAACAAAA
Photinus pyralis (common eastern firefly) is the source of this 1205-nucleotide messenger RNA. RefSeq names its product phytanoyl-CoA dioxygenase, peroxisomal-like. The record is from RefSeq and is a predicted model, not a curated record. NCBI's taxonomy places the organism in Eukaryota, Metazoa, Arthropoda, Insecta, Coleoptera, Lampyridae. Gene Ontology annotation, biological process: fatty acid alpha-oxidation. Bases 126 to 986 code for a protein of 286 amino acids. The transcript is spliced from 8 exons. Gene Ontology annotation, molecular function: phytanoyl-CoA dioxygenase activity.